This is a messenger RNA of Acaulospora morrowiae, 1650 nucleotides long. The record is from the annotation of a GenBank genome assembly. NCBI's taxonomy places the organism in Eukaryota, Fungi, Glomeromycota, Glomeromycetes, Diversisporales, Acaulosporaceae.
AUGUCGUUGAGUAGUGAUAUUCGGGUUAUCCUUGGGAUAGAUUUCGGAACGACCUAUUCGGGCUUCGCCUACGCUAAUAAGGUCAAUCCUGAAAUUACGACAAACGAAACAUGGGUUGAUCUCAUAGGCCAAUAUAAAGUAAAUACUGCGCUGCAAUAUGACCACUCCUUCACUAAAGUUGAAGCCUGGGGUUAUCAGGCACUGGCAAAAAAGCCUAGUCGUCGACAAUCUGCCGUAUCCAACGAUUCCAAACCAAUCGAAUUGUUCAAAUUGCAUUUGGGCGAUAUUCCCGAUAUCGAGAAACCUUCGUUACAGGGAUUGGAUUAUAAAAAGGCUAUUACGGAUUAUCUUCGUGAAAUCGCAAAAGAUACGAUUCAACGUCGCUGGCCAAACAUCGAUUUUAUGACUAACGUGCAACUUGUACUCACUGUCCCCGCUGAGUUUACUGAGAAAGCUAAGGGAAUAAUGAGAGAAUGUGUGUUCAAGGCUAAUUUGAUUAACACUUUACAAUCUAAUCAUCUUCAAUUUACCACCGAACCGGAAGCAGCCGCUUUAUAUUGUAUGAAAGUGUUGGGCGAAUAUUUCCUUAACUCAGUUGGAACGUCCUUUCUUAUAUGCGAUUGUGGAGGGGGUACAGUGGAUUUAACAACUCGUGAAGUUUUGGAAGAAAAUAAAUUAAGUGAAAUUACCGAACGAAGUGGUGGUUUCUGCGGUGGCACUUACGUGGACCAAGAAUUCGUUAAAUAUCUUAGGCGUAAAGUUGGUUCAACAGCUAUCGAUCGGCUUAAAGAAAAACACUACGGUCAAUAUCAAUAUAUGAUCCAACAAUUUUGUAAACAAGUGAAAAUACCAUUUAAUGGUGAUCAAAGUAAGUUCAAACCUAUCGAGUUCGAUCUUGGAGAAAAUUGUCCGGUGAUCAAGCAAUAUGUACAGGGAAGAGAAAAAUCGUUUUUAGAAGAGGAAGAAUGGAUUUUAGAAUUAGAUUUUGAAACAGUGCAAUCGAUGUUUGACCCAGUUGUUGGAAAAAUUAUUCGUCUAAUACGCAAUCAAUUAAAUUCUGGUGGCAAUUGUCCGGCAAUGUUUUUGGUAGGAGGUUUUAGCGAGUCUAAGUAUCUGCAAUCACGAGUAAAAGAAGAAUUUGGUUCACGGGUGGGAAUUAUUGCUGUGCCUCGACAACCUAUCACCGCAAUUGUUCGUGGAGCUGUUGAAUAUGGCCUAAAAAUCGGCACGAUAAAAACUAGAGUAUUAAGAUAUACAUACGGUGUUAGGAUUUAUCCUAAAUGGACUGAAGAUGAUCCUCCAGAACGAAAAGACAAUGACCGAAUUUAUAAGUUUUGUGAAUUAGCUAAACGUGGAACCCGGGUCGAUGUGGACCAGGGGUUCUCUGAGAGUUUAAUUCCUGUCUAUAAAGAUCAAACAUCAAUGGAAAUAAGAACUUAUAUUACUAGGGAGUAUAGCGCGACAUAUUGUGAUGAACCGGGAAUGCAUUUAUUGGGAACUUUAAAAGUUGACUUACCGGAUGCGCACCUUGGUUUUGAUAGAAUAGUAGAGUAUACGCUUUCCUUCGGCAAGAUGGAGAUCAACGGCAUUGCAAAGAAUACGACAAACGGAAAUGUUUAUAAUACUACUUUUACAUUAGAUAUGGAUUAA